AUGGUCGCUCGUUCAGCAAAGUCAAAAGAUGAGACAGCCAAACCAGCAAGUCUCGGUAGCUAUGCGAGGAUUCUAUCAUAUGGUGCCUCUGAUGGGGGUAUAUAUAUUAUGAUUCUAGGCCUGGUUUGUGCCAUGGCUUCGGGAAUUGCUCUUCCGUUGAUGAACAUUGUCUUUGGUCAACUGGUCGGCAGCUUCAACGGGUACUUUAUUCCAGGAUCGGGUAUCACAGAGCAAUCGUUCAAGUCUUCGGUCAACCAAGACAGUUUUCGCGCCUCGGGGGCCUUGCGCCUGGAGUACACCCAAGCUCUCUUUUCACUUCCUGUGAGCAAGCUGGACGAGAUGUCAGUCGGAACUGUCACACAUGCGAUUACAGCGCUGUCAAAUACGAUCCAGCAAAGUGUUUCUGAUCGACUUGCCAUUCUGUUCCAGUCACUCGCCUUGCUCAUCGCGGCUUACGCAAUCGCAUUCCGUUAUUCCUGGGCACUGACGCUUGUUGUCAGUGCGGCCAUUGUAUUUGUGAUCCUUGGGUUUAGCCUGACAAUGCCGUUUCUGGUCAAGGCGCAGCAGAGUGUGGACAAAGCGGACGAGAAGCAUGCAGCCCUCGCCGCAGAAGUAUUCGGCUCUGUUCGGACAGUGUUCGCCCUGGGUGCUGAGCAACCGCUAUUCAAAAAGUAUACACGGUGGGUCGAGGAAGCACGAAAACGUGGCCUGCGCAUGUCUCUAGUCAGUGGAAUUCACCUGGCAAUGCUCUUCUUUGCCAUGUAUGUCAGCUUCGCCCUGGCCUUCUGGUUUGGGUUGAAGCUGUAUCGUGAAGGUCACAUUGCUAAUAUUAACACCGUGAUCACGGUAUUCUUUUCUGUGCUCCUCGUGGUCACUAUUUUGGGAGGCAUUGCGGGGCCAUUGAUGGCUAUCUCGAAGGCCAUAAGUGCAUCAGGUGCCUUUUUUGGUGUUAUUGAUUCCAAGCAGGAUAAUCCACUUGGAAUUCGUGAGCCAGAAGUAUCCAGCCAUGCUGAUAUCGUGCUUCAGGACGUGACAUUUGCCUAUCCAACACGAACAGAAAUGACUGUGCUUAAGGGAUUUCAUGCACGCUUUGAGCGGAAUAAAACUACGGCUCUGGUUGGACCCUCCGGUUCGGGGAAAAGCACAAUUGUCGCUCUGAUUGAGCAAUGGUAUCAACUUCGGUCGGAGGAAGAAGAAGAGGCCACGUCGGGUCAUAUCCAUGUGGGAGGUCACAACAUCAAUAACUUGGAUGUGAAGUGGUGGCGAUCCCAGAUUGGACUUGUUCAGCAAGAGCCGUUUCUGUUCAAUGAUACAAUAUACAACAACGUUGCUUUUGGUCUGAUCGGAUCGCAGUGGGAGAAUGACACAGAGCCUGUGAAGAUGGAACUCAUCACCGCAGCUUGCAAGCAAGCCUUUGCAGAUGAAUUUAUCGACCGCCUUCCCAUGAGCUACUUGACCACUGUUGGGGAAGGUGGAAUCGCAUUGAGUGGCGGGCAGCGCCAAAGAAUUGCCAUCGCGCGAAGCAUCGUCAGCCAACCCCAAAUUCUUAUUCUUGAUGAAGCGACCAGCUCGAUCGAUAUCAAAGGAGAAAGGAUUGUGCAAGCAGCCCUCGAUCGUGUGUCCAAAGAUCGCACUACAAUCAUGAUCGCUCAUCGCUUGUCCACCGUCCGCCGCGCGGACAAGAUCAUCGUCAUGAAAGACGGCCAUAACGUUGAAGAAGGUUCUCACCAAGACUUGAUAGACAAGGAAGGAAUAUACCAUAGCUUGGUUCAUGCUCAACGGCUGGAGCCACUGACAGAUUUGAUGGAAGCCGACGUGCCGGGUUCGAUUUCUUCCCAGAAAGAAGACGAACUCAGCCCUCAAGAUUGCACCACAAAAGAACCCGUCGAGCAAAUUUUCCAGGAUCCUCCCGAGCCUGAAAGAGGCUUUGGCUUUUUCCACACCUUUGGGGUGCUCAUUUAUGAGAACCGUAGCCAUUGGGUUUUAUAUGCACUGACGCUGAUCGGGGCUGUAGGGGCAGGGUCCGGGUUUUCCCUGCAAAGUUGGCUAUUUGCCAGACUUGUGCAGGUUUUCCAGUUCACAGGCGAGAAGCUCGUGCACGCUGCAAACUUCUGGGCGUUGAUGUUUUUCAUCCUCGCCCUUGCCAUGGCGACCUUCUAUUUCAUGCUAGGAUUUUCGUCGAAUUCGAUCUCGAUGUUUGUCGUGUCCAACGCUCGGAUGGAUUAUUUCUACAACCUAUUGUCCAAACCGGUGUCAUACUAUGACCGCGAGGAGAAUUCCUCAGGUACUCUGAUGUCCAGACUCUCCACUAAUUCAAAACAGUUACAGGAGAUGUUUGGUCCCACUGGCGUUUUCCCUCUUAUUUCGAUCUUCAACAUCAUGGGAUGUGUUGCAAUCUCCUUCGCCUUUGGAUGGAAGCUGGCAGCUGUCACUUUUUUUGCCGCCAUGCCAUUCUUAUUUUUCUCUGCCUUCAUGCGCAUUCGAUAUGAGAUCAAAUUCGAGAGCCUAAAUGCCGAAGUUUAUGCCGAUAGCUCCAAGUUCGCAACGGAGGCGGUCCGGGCCUUCAGAACUGUCACUGCUCUAACCAUGGAAGAUACAAUUUUGGAAAGAUAUUCAAAGUUGCUGAAAGAUCAGCGUCAAAAGGCCAUCCGGAAAGCGUGGUACGCAACGUUGAUAUUUGCGUUUUCCGACAGUGUUGAGCUAUGUGCCAUGGCGCUCGCCUUCUGGUACGGCGGUCAGCUCCUCGCGUCCCACGAAUAUGAUCCAGUUGCAUUUUUCGUGGUAUAUAUUGCCAUUAUUCAAGGCGGCCAAUCGGCUGGGCAGUUCUUCAGUUUUGGUCCAAAUAUUGCCCAGGCUAAGGCUUCUGCCAAUCGCAUAUUGGCUGCACGGCUACCCACCGCGGGACAGCUUCAGCAUGUUCCGGUGGGGCCGCUCUCUUCUUCGGAGUACACGCCGAGUCCCUCUGUUGAACUGCAAAAUGUCUCUUUCCAAUAUUCUUCUCGGGAGGUACCGACAUUUGUGAAUCUGAACCUCGCCAUUGAGAGUGGUCAAUUCGUAGCAUUUGUCGGACCUUCAGGUUGCGGAAAAUCUACGCUUGUCUCGCUACUCGAGCGCUUCUAUGACUGCACUCAGGGAAGCAUCCUAUUUGGUGGCCGAGACAUUUGUUCCAUCGAACUGCCCUCUUACAGAAGUGCUUUGUCGCUUGUCGCCCAGGAGCCGAAACUCUUCGAAGGCACCAUCCGUGAGAAUCUCCUUCUCGGUCUACAAGCCCCCAACAACCCAAAUACCGAGGAACAAAUGAUCCAAGCAUGCAAGGACGCCGAAAUCUAUGACUUCAUAAUAUCCCUGCCGGAUGGCUUCUUGACGGAACUUGGCGUCAACGCUCAGUCCUCGCUGAGUGGUGGGCAAAAACAGCGUCUUUGCAUUGCGCGAGCCCUGAUCCGAAAACCGCUACUUCUCCUUCUUGAUGAGGCUACAUCCAGUUUGGACUCUCUAGUCGGAAAGUCUCGUGCAAAGCGCUAUGGAGAGAUUAGCAAGCAAGCGCAACAUGACUAUCAUUGCGGUCGCGCACAGACUAGCAACCAUUCAGAAAGCCGAUGCAAUUUUUGUCUUUGGAGAAGGGGCCUCGGGGAAGGGAUCGAGGAUUCUUGA
Messenger RNA from Penicillium maclennaniae, 3651 nucleotides. Its product is annotated as ABC transporter B family protein. Bases 1 to 3651 code for a protein of 1216 amino acids. The transcript has 8 exons. NCBI's taxonomy places the organism in Eukaryota, Fungi, Ascomycota, Eurotiomycetes, Eurotiales, Aspergillaceae. Gene Ontology annotation, molecular function: ABC-type transporter activity; ATP binding; ATP hydrolysis activity. The record is from RefSeq and is a predicted model, not a curated record. Gene Ontology annotation, biological process: transmembrane transport. Gene Ontology annotation, cellular component: membrane.